UUGCAAGAGAAAUGGCAGCAACAGCAGCGGCGGCAGAAUCGAAUAGGCUCAAUCGCCAGAACGAACUGGAAAGGCAGUCGCAAAGGACGCAAAAUGAUACGAUGCCCUUCUAUAGGCAGAAGUACCCGCAGUACCGAAUAGAGGGCGAUCGGUUAGCGACCUUUAAGGAGUGGCCCAAAUCGAUGCCACAAACACCCGAGCGGAUGGCUGAUGCGGGAUUUUUCUACACCGGCAAGAGUGAUGUGGUGGCGUGCUUUUACUGCGGUGGCAACCUGCGGGACUGGCUGGCCGAGGAUGACCCGUGGGUGGAGCAUGUGAGGAACUUUAGCGAAUGCCCGUACGUGAAGCUAGUGAAGACGCCCGAGUUCAUUGCGGAAUGUAGGGGGGAGAAGGUCACAAACAGUGCGCUCAUAGCCAGUUCGGAGCGUUCUGGACUUGGUAAUGUGAGCAAGGAUAAAGAGCAGGACGAAGUGUCGGAUGAAAAGUGUUGCAAAAUUUGUUUCACUCGACCAUUUGAUACGGUUUUCAUGCCGUGCGGACACGUGGUGGCAUGUGGCAGGUGUGCCGCCACUACUACCAAGUGUCCGAUGUGCAAUGAGCCGUAUACCAGCGUUCAGCGUAUAUAUUUUUCGUAAUUUCCCCCUUAACAACGGGUAGCAACGUUCUCAUCAAUCGUAUAGCAAUCAAGGGCGUGACACUUGACGUAUCGUAAAAGUACGUUACUAUCUGAAGAUAAGUUGCAAACCCAUGUAAGCCUUGGCGUUAUUUGCAGUCUCUCUAAUCUCGAAUGUAAGAUAAGAUUCCGUGAGGCUCUAUUUUGUCAUAAAUCGAUUGCGCUGGUUGACUCGACGCACUGAAACACUUUGUCGUUUUGCCGCUAAGGUUGACUAAAGCAAUACAUCCGUGACAAAAAUGGGGCAGCACAUCACAAAUCUAUCCUAUGUCGAGACUUGAGCGGGAACUGCCCUAAACGGAAUGCUUUGAAGUAGUGUUGAAUUGUGGAGCAAGGAGCAAUCUGAGCCAUAAAGUCUUAUGGCAGUAUGUUCGCAUACCACCCAUUACUACUUUAAUGCAUUCGCGAUGACUACAGGGGUUUGCAACCCAACCUACGGGAGCAAAUUUUACGAUUCGUUGUGUGUCAAUUCUAAGAUUGCGAACCUGAUGUAUGAAAACGUUGCCUAUGCCCGGGACUG
This is a messenger RNA of Anopheles arabiensis, 1193 nucleotides long. RefSeq names its product death-associated inhibitor of apoptosis 1-like. The transcript has a single exon. The coding region runs from base 12 to 635 and encodes 207 amino acids. NCBI's taxonomy places the organism in Eukaryota, Metazoa, Arthropoda, Insecta, Diptera, Culicidae. Gene Ontology annotation, cellular component: nucleus; cytoplasm. Gene Ontology annotation, biological process: negative regulation of apoptotic process; positive regulation of protein ubiquitination; regulation of cell cycle. The record is from RefSeq and is a predicted model, not a curated record. Gene Ontology annotation, molecular function: ubiquitin protein ligase activity; cysteine-type endopeptidase inhibitor activity involved in apoptotic process.